GCUACCAAGUCGGCCAGACCAACCAACCAUCAACGCACAGCUCACUCCAGCACUCCUCCUCCCUCCCCCUUCUCUCUCCCUCCCGCUCUGCUGGUCAGGUCGACGCUGCCAUCUGCCUGCCAUGUGGGCCUCGCCAGGGAGGCUGCCGGCGAUGGAGGAGGAGGAGGAGUGCGAGGCGGGCGCGGGCCACCGGGCGCCGAUGGCGUCCUGCUGGGGCCGCUUCGGCCUCGCGGCGCUGUGGCACAGGCUCCGGCACCUUUUCCUGGCGAGGCGGAGGGCGCGGCACGGCCGCUCCAUCCUCGGCGCCGGCGGGCUCAACUACGACCCGCUGAGCUACGCGCAGAACUUCGACGACAGCAGCCUUGAGCUCCACGAGCCGGACUUCACGGCCAGGUUCGCGCCCGCCCGCAACGCCAGCUCGCCCAGGCGGGCAAGAGCAUGACGACGCGCCACUUCUCGGCGCCCCGGUGGCAUACGGAGGAUCCCUUUUGCCACUUCCGUGCGCCCCUUUGAGUGGUAAAAAGGCUUUAUUUAAUCCACGUAUUUUCGGAUAAAUGUACAUGUACGUGUCAUGCGGAUGACGCAAGUAGUUUUCGUUUUUAUUCGCCGGGUGUAAAUAUUCUUGUGCUGUUCUCCAAAAGAAAAAGAAAACAGCAGGGGUUGUGAUGAACUGAAUAGGAGCCUCCUAUUAAAUUCAGAACAAGUUCGUCCUUAUUAA
Molecule: messenger RNA, 718 nt
Organism: Aegilops tauschii subsp. strangulata
Lineage: Eukaryota; Viridiplantae; Streptophyta; Magnoliopsida; Poales; Poaceae
Source: RefSeq, a predicted model, not a curated record